Didymodactylos carnosus is the source of this 1575-nucleotide messenger RNA. NCBI's taxonomy places the organism in Eukaryota, Metazoa, Rotifera, Eurotatoria, Philodinida, Philodinidae. The record is from the annotation of a GenBank genome assembly.
AUGUUGGACGUAGUUGUAUUCUGGUCACAAUGGGCGGUAAAAAUAUUAUGCUUGAUUGUGGUUUACAUAUGGGAUUUUUUGAUGAAGUAUUUAUUUAUUGCUAUUUCUAAGGAAGAUUUUCGUAAAGUAACAACAGAUAAAACAACAAACGAAGGACCAUAUACAACCGAAGAUAUUAAAAAUUGCAUGAAAAAAGUGACACCUGUCAGUCUUGGACAAACAGUUAAAGUUGAUAAUGAUUUUGAAAUAAAAGCCUAUUAUGCUGGACACGUGUUGGGUGCAGCAAUGUUUCAUAUCAGAGUUGGACAACAGACACUUGUUUAUACAUUUAGUCUUGUAUUUAAAUUUCAGGGUGAUUUUAACACAACAGCUGAUCGCCAUUUGGGUUCUGCUCACAUUGAUCGAUGUCGUCCAGAUAUUCUCAUUACAGAGUCUACAUAUGGUAGCACAGUACGGGAUUCACGACGUGCAAGAGAACGAGAUUUUAUGUCAAAAGUGGUUGAAUGUGUUCGUGGUGGUGGCAAAGUAUUGGUACCUGUUUUUGCCGUUGGAAGAGCGCAGGAACUGUGUAUUUUAUUAGAAACAUAUUUAGAACGAAUGAAUUUAAAUGUACCUAUUUUUUUUGCAUCCGGUCUCAGUGAAAAAGUUAAUACUUAUUAUCAAUUAUUUGUAUCCUGGACAAAUGAAAAAAUUCAAAAUACAUUUCAUGAAAAGAAUGUUUUCGAUUUUAAACAUAUUAAACCUUGGGAUCGUUCUUAUGUUGAUCGUCCGGGCUCAAUGAUUGUAUUUGCUUCACCGGGAAUGUUACAUGCUGGAUAUUCUUUACAUUUAUUUAAAAAAUGGGCACCUGAUGAAAAAAAUAUGAUCAUAAUUCCUGGUUAUUGUGUGGCAAAUACAGUUGGAUCAAAAUUAUUAUUAGGUCAAAAGAGAUUUUUAUUUGAUGGGAAAGAAAUAGAAGCCAAAUUAUCUGUUCAUUACAUGUCGUUCAGUGCUCAUGCUGAUGCUAAAGGUAUAACUCAACUAAUUCGUCAAUGUCAACCACGAAAUGUCGUUCUGGUACAUGGAGAAGAAGGUGUCAUGGAAUUUCUUAAAGGAAGAAUACAAGAAGAACUGAAAGAUACAUGUGGUCUUAGUCGUGCUGAAAAACGUUCCAAACAGAUGCAAGGUGUACUUGUGAUAAAAGAUGGACGUUUGCGUUUAUUACGUUCAAAAGAUGCCAUUAGUGAAUUGAACUUAAAGGAACAUGUAGUUGAAUUUCAUUCCAAGUUUAUUUUGAAACAAUCCACACAAUCUAAAUUAAUUGUUAAUGUAGCAGAUUUAUUACAAAUGAAAAUGCCUUCUAAUGUGAUAACAAUUUUAUCUGAAUCUGAGAUAAAUAUCGAUAAUUCAAAAGUAAUAGUUAAAGUUCGAGAUGACCAUGAAAAUGACAAUGAAAUUACGAUCUCUUGGUUACUAAAGAAUGAAAUUCUUGGCCAUAGUGUUACAACACAUUUAAAAUCUUAUGUUGAUCAGCAAACAUCACUAGCCUCAUCUUCACUUAUGAGUGAUAGUGCCGCUAGUCCAGAUCCAGCUUAA